CGUUCCGCUUCGGUUCCGCCUGCCUUCGGGCUGACGUGUCUGCUGUACGUCGGCGGCUCGGCGAGUAGGGCCGUGAUGGCGGACGCCUGGGAAGAAAUUAGGCGGUUGGCGGCUGACUUCCAGCGGGCGCAGUUCGCAGAGGCCACGCAGAGGUUGUCAGAGCGGAACUGCAUUGAGAUUGUGAAUAAACUGAUUGCUCAGAAACAGCUAGAAGUAGUUCACACACUUGACGGGAAGGAAUAUGUUACUCCAGCCCAAAUUAGUAAAGAAAUGAGAGAUGAGCUACAUGUUCGAGGUGGUCGAGUAAACAUUGUUGAUCUGCAACAGGUAAUUAAUGUGGAUCUGACUCAUAUUGAAAAUAGAAUUGGUGACAUUGUUAAAUCAGAGAAACAUGUUCAGCUAGUGUUGGGACAACUGAUAGAUGAGAACUAUUUGGAUCACUUAGCAGAAGAGGUAAAUGAUAAAUUACAAGAAAGUGGGCAGGUAACCAUAUCAGACCUAUGUAAAACCUAUGAUCUUCCCGGAAACUUUCUGACACAGGCACUAACUCAUCGACUAGGUAGAAUUAUUAACGGACACAUUGAUCUUGAUAACAGAGGAGUGAUAUUUACUGAAGCUUUUGUAGCUAGACAUAAAGCACGCAUCCGUGGGCUGUUCAGUGCUAUUACCCGGCCCACAGCAGUGAAUUCUUUGAUUUCAAAAUAUGGAUUUCAGGAGCAGCUUCUUUACUCUGUUCUUGAGGAACUUGUUAAUAGUGGACGCUUACGAGGCACUGUGGUUGGUGGGAGACAGGAUAAGGCGGUGUUUGUCCCUGACAUUUAUUCCAGGACACAAAGUGCUUGGGUGGAUUCUUUUUUCAGGCAGAAUGGCUAUCUCGAAUUUGAUGCUUUGUCCAGACUUGGAAUCCCAGAUGCUGUGAGCUACAUAAAGAAAAGAUAUAAGACUACCCAGCUCCUGUUUUUGAAAGCAGCUUGUGUUGGUCAAGGACUUGUGGAUCAGGUGGAAGCAUCAGUAGAGGAAGCCAUCAGCUCUGGAACAUGGGUUGAUAUUGCACCUCUGCUGCCCAGUUCUUUAUCAGUUGAAGAUGCUGCAAUAUUGCUUCAACACGUGAUGAGGGCACUCAGCAAACAGGCUUCAGCUGUGGUCUUUAGCGAUACUAUUGUAGUCAGUGAAAAAUAUUUAAAUGACUGUACGGAACUAUUCAGUGAACUGAUGCACCAAAAAGCUGAAAAGGAAAUGAAAAACAAUCCUGUUCAUUUAAUCACUGAAGAAGAUCUGAAACAAGUCUCCAUUUUAGAAAGCAUUAAUACAAAUAAAAAGGAUAAGAAAGAUGAGCGAAGGAGGAAAGCAACAGAGGGCAGUGGAAGCGUGAGAGGCGGCGGUGGCGGCAAUGCCAGAGAGUACAAAAUUAAAAAAACCAAGAAGAAAGGAAAAAAAGAGGACGAUAGUGAUGAUGAGUCAUCUCACACUGUAAAGAGGAAGCCAGAGAUCACUUUUAUGUUCCAGGAUGAGAUUGAAGAUUUUUUAAGAAAACAUUUACAAGAUGCCCCUGAGGAGUUUAUGUCUGAACUUGCCGAGUACUUAAUAAAACCUCUAAAUAAAACUUACCUUGAGGUGGUACGUUCGGUGUUCAUGUCUUCAACUUCUGCCUCUGGAAGUGGCAGAAAGCGCACAAUAAAGGACUUGCAAGAAGAGGUUUCAAACCUUUACAAUAAUAUACGAUUAUUUGAAAAAGGGAUGAAGUUCUUUACAGAUGAUACCCAGGCUGCUCUUACCAAGCACUUGAUGAAGACAGUGUGUACGGAUAUCACGAAUCUCAUUUUCAACUUCUUAGCUUCGGAUUUAAUGAUGGCAGUAGACGAUCCUGCAGCCAUUACAAGUGAAGUAAGUCAAAAAAAAAUUCUAAGUAAAUUAUCAGAAGAAACUAAAGUAGCUCUCACAAAACUCCAUAGCUCUCUGAAUGAAAAGAGCAUAGAAGACUUCCUUUCUUGUCUGGAUUCUGCAGCAGAAGCUUGUGAUAUUAUGGUAAAAAGGGGAGACAAAAAAAGGGAAAGGCAGAUACUGUUCCAACAUCGACAAGCCCUGGCUGAACAGCUGAAAGUCACAGAAGACCCUGCUCUUAUUCUGCAUCUCACAUCGGUCCUGUUGUUUCAGUUCUCGACCCACAGCAUGCUCCAUGCUCCUGGAAGAUGUGUCCCACAGAUCAUAGCUUUUCUGAGCAGUAAAAUUCCAGAGGAUCAGCAUACUCUUUUGGUAAAGUAUCAAGGUUUGGUUGUAAAGCAUUUAGUGAGUCAAAGUAAAAAAACUGGGCAGGGAGAAGAUCCCUUGAGUGAUGAAUUAGACAAAGAACAAGAAGAUACCACCAGUACUACUCGUAAAGAGCUUCAAGAACUUUCUUCGUCCAUUAAAGACCUUGUCCUUAAAUCCAGGAAAUCAUCAAUGACAGAAGAGUAAUGAUUUUAAUUUACUUAGUGUUGUCAUAGAGUAAACAUUUUUUUCCCCAAAGAUAAAGGUGAAUGGUUACCAAAAAAUACUCAUUUCACAAUCCCCAAUAGGGCCUUCCAUAGUCACAAUUCAGUUAAAAACAGUAGUGUUGUAUUCAUUGUAAAUGUUAUAAAAAUGUCAAUUUUUGUAAAUUGGGUUCUCCAUGGAAGAUUUCUUUUUCACAUUGUAAUUCUAAAAAUUACACAUUUCAGGUUUAUUUUCUUUCUAGAUGCUGAAUGAAGAAUAAAUUUUCUGGUAUCAUUUUCUCUAGGAGAGGACUCACUUGUCAUGUUACUGGAUUUCAAGUGACAUUAUUAUAUUUACACAUAUUGGGGAGAAACUUAAAAUGCAGUCAUGUUUAAAAAAAAAAAAAACGUGUGUGGUGUCAAAUGAAAAUAGUGUAUUUUAUUUUAAAAUUACUAGAGAAUGCUUCAAACCUAAAGUACAGAAAUUUGCUUUUUUGUUUGUUUGUUUUUUAUUACUAAGCCCUUUUAUUUCUGGCAGAUAGAGGGCCUCCCAUCUCCCCACCAGGAGUGAACUUUUAUGUGGUUGGAGGCUUAAGGGAUGCUUACAGGUGCAGAACACCAGAGGGGCCCAAGCAUUGCUGUGCUCUAAUCUGUAACAAGAUGCUAACAAGAGUGAAAGACAAAUAUAUAAUUUACUACUGAUAGAUAAAAGUCACAUUUUAGCAUUGUAAAUUAAAGAUUUAAUACAAAUGGUUUCUUUUAACCCAGUUUGCAUUUCUAAAUUUCAUUUUUUUAUAGCACUUAAUACUUUGUUGUAAGGGGAUCUCCAAGUACAUUUAAAUUGCUGGAACUUUUUUUUUUAAAAAAAUGGGAACCCUUAUUAAAAACUAGGUAUUCUUGUUUUAUAAAGAUUAUUAGUAGUUAAAAAUAACUGAAAUAGUUCCUUAGAGUAAUCAUUUCAACCAAAUGUGUUUCAAGCAACAAUUUAUUAUAUAUCAAAAAAGAAUUUAUUUAAAAUAUAAUAGGAAGUUAAAUCUCAAAUAUUGAAAAUUAGUAUUUUGUAUAAUUCCUUAUAUGGCAUUUAAAACUCUGUUUUAAAAUGUUUGGAUACAAAGAUUGGUCUACCUCUAAUUCUAAAUAAAGUAUUUAUUGCUUGAAAGAAAUUAAUAUAAUUUGCUAAGCAUUUUAAUUAAAGUAGAUAGAAAUAUAACAAAUUUUAAAAUAUCUUCCAUUGGUAAUUUUCUAUUAAUGUAUUUUCAUAAGAGCAAAGGAAGAAAAAUGACAAAUGCUCUGUGACCACAAACUCCUAUUAUUUUUAUUUGUUGAUUCAGCUUCCAAAAUAUUGAACACCCUACCUAAUUUUUUAUUGUCUUUAAGGACCUUACCAUUUAUGUUUCAAGAGAUACCAAAGUAAUCCAUGUUUGUAUCCAAACUGGAUCAUAGACAGUGAAGCAAAUAAAAGCAUUCUUUCUUAAUUUGUGAAAAUAAAAAUAGAAGAGAUGAAG
This is a messenger RNA of Vicugna pacos (alpaca), 3955 nucleotides long. The record is from RefSeq and is a predicted model, not a curated record. NCBI's taxonomy places the organism in Eukaryota, Metazoa, Chordata, Mammalia, Artiodactyla, Camelidae.